UCAUUUGACAGAUAGUUAACCUUACAAUAUAAAGAUAGUUUUUUUUAUUAUUCUUACAUUUCUCGAUUAUUAUCGUAUAUUAUUACAGAAACAGAACAUUACAAAAACGAUAUGUUGCGUAAUGUCUUGGCGACGAUACCCCGACAAAACUUACAGGUCAUAACAGUGCGUUAUAAGCAGAAGAAAUUCCCUAAAGUUGACAAGAAGUUGCAAGCAGCUGCAGAAUCGUUAGCUGCGAGAGGUUUUCUAAGACCUACCAAGCCAUGGGAUCCACCGGCGAACAUUGAAGAAACAAUAACUAAGAUAUGUGCUAGCAACGGUCUGAAUGCAGACUCUCAAUUUGACGCGCUGGAGACUAAGUUCUCGGUGCUAAAGGCGUGCUUUGAGGAGACUGGAUAUGAUGUUCCCAAUUCACUAUUGCAUACUAUUGAAUCUGUUGGUGACCUGAAACAGUUCUAUUUAACCCCUGUGGAUACAGCAACUCCAUUUGAUGCUCUCAAGAGAAUGGAAUUGCCAAAGAACCUACAUGUACAACCUGACUAUGUCAGAUUCCACCCUGAAAGAGAUACCAUGUUUGGUGGUGUAUCAGCUUUCCCCAAGAGUUCCACACUUGUUACUGGACUGAAAGCAAGAAAGAAGUAUGAAGGUUACACAGCCAAGCAAUCUUGGCCCUAAUGAAGUAGUUUUAUUGUUAAAAUAUUGUAUAGUAUAGUUAGUAAUAAAGAGUUUAAAAAUUA
This is a messenger RNA of Trichoplusia ni (cabbage looper), 737 nucleotides long. RefSeq names its product 39S ribosomal protein L50, mitochondrial (gene mRpL50). The record is from RefSeq and is a predicted model, not a curated record. NCBI's taxonomy places the organism in Eukaryota, Metazoa, Arthropoda, Insecta, Lepidoptera, Noctuidae. The transcript is spliced from 5 exons. Gene Ontology annotation, cellular component: mitochondrial large ribosomal subunit; mitochondrion. The coding region runs from base 112 to 675 and encodes 187 amino acids.